Fusarium subglutinans is the source of this 1038-nucleotide messenger RNA. RefSeq lists its product as uncharacterized. Gene Ontology annotation, biological process: rRNA base methylation. The transcript has a single exon. The record is from RefSeq and is a predicted model, not a curated record. Gene Ontology annotation, cellular component: cytoplasm. Gene Ontology annotation, molecular function: rRNA (uridine-N3-)-methyltransferase activity. Lineage: Eukaryota; Fungi; Ascomycota; Sordariomycetes; Hypocreales; Nectriaceae. Bases 1 to 1038 code for a protein of 345 amino acids.
AUGGGCAAGAAACGGAAGCUGUCGCAUCAGAAUACGCCCAAUGCGCGUCCAAAGAAACUCCCACAGAAGAACAAAUCCGACCAGAAGAAACCGCCCAAUGGCCCCGCGAAGAAGGGCAAAGGCAAACAACAGCAUCAGAGUGAUGAUGAGCCAACGAUACCAUUCGAGCCUCACCACCGCAUACUGCUUGUGGGUGAAGGCGAUUUGAGUUUCGCUGCGUCUAUAAUUCAGCAUCAUGGCUGUGCAAAUGUUACUGCUACGGUUCUGGAGAAGGAUGCCGAGGAAUUACUGUCCAAGUACCCCCACGUUGAGGACAACAUCGCCGUAAUCCGCGGUGAUGCUCUCAAGCCCAACGAGGCCAAUAAAGAAGACAAAGAGACAUCUGCCGAAGAAUCAGAAGCAGGCGAAACUAGCCAAGGUAACCAGAACGAGGUCGAGGACACCAAUGGCGAAAGCGACAGCGAGGAAGACGACUACUACGACUACUACGACUCAGACGAUCCCAACGCACCACCAAAACCUAAGCGAAAACUCACUCCCAACAACAAGCUCCUCUACAACAUCGAUGCUACUAAACUUCCUAAUUCACUCAUACGCGCUCGCUUUGACCGCAUCGUAUUCAAUUUUCCUCACGUCGGCGGAAAGUCCACUGACGUGAAUCGCCAAGUUCGCCAUAACCAAUCCCUUCUCGUAUCCUUCUUCGAGCGUGCAAUUCCGGCGCUUGCCUCCGACGCUGCCAUUGUAAUCACACUAUUCGAGGGCGAGCCAUACACCCUCUGGAAUGUCCGAGAUCUCGCUCGUCAUGCUGGUUUGCAAGUUGAGCGCAGUUUUCGAUUCCAGGCUCGCGCAUACCCUGGGUAUAAACAUGCACGAACGCUGGGCGUCGUGAGAAACUCGAAGGGUGAAGUGAGCGAAAGUGGAUGGAGGGGUGAGGAGAGGGCAUCAAGGAGCUUUGUGUUCAAAAGGAAAGAAGAUAUCGCCCCGGUGGUCGGAAAGAAGAGGCGGAAGGGCGAUGAUUCAUCUGAUGAUGAGGAUUGA